Strongylocentrotus purpuratus (purple sea urchin) is the source of this 1000-nucleotide messenger RNA. Its product is annotated as salivary glue protein Sgs-3-like. Lineage: Eukaryota; Metazoa; Echinodermata; Echinoidea; Camarodonta; Strongylocentrotidae. The transcript has 10 exons. The record is from RefSeq and is a predicted model, not a curated record. Bases 206 to 1000 code for a protein of 264 amino acids.
CAGACCAUUCCAAAGCUCAUCUCAUACACAUCUAAUGAGGAAGCUGCUUGUCCAAGAAGGAAGAGUAAACUGGGGAUCCCACCCGGACACAGAGUGUGCAGAUUACCUGAUUGUGGCGAAAAUCCUUGUCGAAACGGCUGGUGUGAGGAGACUAUGACAAACUUCAAAUGCCACUGCUCUGCCGGAUAUCGAGGAAAACGUUGCGAUGAACAUGCAGAGACAUAAAUCCGCUGUUACCCUGAGAGACACGUUCCUACUUCUCUGCACUUCAUUCGUCAUUGCUCACGCGCGGGGGUCUACAAACAUGGCCGAUGAAGUGUUGCAUACGGCGGAUAAUCAUUGCCAGCCGAUUCUUGGCAAUGGUAAAUUGAUGCCUACAGUGCCAGAAUACAUGCCCUCGUUUCCCGUCGCCUUGAAGGGAAUUAAACGACAUUUCGUUUGCAAGUUAGCUGAAUCAACUACUACACAACACGCCACAACGAAGUACACAACGGAAUCCGCCACGUCACAUCCUACCACUACUACUCAAUCAACUACUACACAAGACGCCACAACGAGGUCUGCGACGGAAUCCACCACCUCACAUCCUACCACUACUACUCAAUCAACUUCUACACAAGACACAACAGCGAUGUCUUCGACGGAAGCCACCACCUCACACCCAACCACAACGACUCAAUCAACUACAACACAAGAUACCACAACGAUGUCUACGACGGAAUCCACCACCUCACACCCUACCACAACUACUCAAUCGACUGCAAAGAUCUUUGUGACAGAUGAAGGCACCGAGUACAAGAUCUUUGUUGCAGAUCUACAAGAUGACCUAGACUUCACUUCCAUUCCAUCCACUAAAGAACCGCGUUUUAUUACCUAUGACUCCGUGGAGAAGAAGAUCUACUGGACUGACUUUGAUGAACAACGAGUCUAUCGUUCUGAUGCGGAUGGAGGAAACAUGGAGGAGGUCACUUCUGGAAGUAGUGAUCAGCCUUUACGCUGA